AUGUUUGUCAGAAAAGAGCUGUUUAAGGAACUAUAUAGAAAACUAUUCAGGGUAUAUUUUAUUUGUUUAAUACUUCUAGAUAUUUCAGCUGGCAUGGUGUUAGCUGAUGAUGUUUAUGCCAUUGAUAAUUUACCUCCAUUCAGAGCUUCAGUUAUGGAUGGUUAUGCUGUCAGAUCAACAGAAGCUAAAAUAGGUUAAACUCUAUCAAUAGUAAAGGGCAAAAAAGGAUUGGCUGGUGAAAAAUCGCAAAUCCUAGAAUAAGAUUAUGAUGUGUUAUAAUGCCUCUACGUAACAACUGGGGGACCAGUGCCGAAUGCUUUUGAUUCAGUUUUGCCAAUAGAAGAAACUGAAUUAAGUGAAGAUAAAUUAUCGAUAAAAGUCUUGAAGCAAAUGAAUGUAAAUCAAUUUAUAAGAGAGAAGGGCUCAGAUGUAAAGUAAGGGGAAAAGGUUCUAGAGCAGGGUUCUGUACUUAGAUCAGCUGAAAUCGGUCUCCUUGCAACUGUUGGAAAGAUAAGUGAAAUCAAAGUAUAUAAGAAACCUAUAAUAGGAUUACUCUCUACUGGAAAUGAACUGGUAGAAGCGAAUACUGUGGAACUCUUAGAUGGAUAUAUAAGAGACUCAAACAAAAUUAUGCUUAAAGCAAUGAUUUCUGAACACAAUAUUGCUUCAGAGGUUAGAGACUAUGGAAUCGUUGGAGACAAUGGCAUAUUGCUUGAUGAAGAAUUAUAGAGAGCUUCAAAUGAGUGUGAUAUUUUAGUAACAUCUGGUGGAGUGAGCAUGGGAGAAUUAGAUUUAGUUAAGCCAUAUAUUGAGCUUAAAGGAGAGGUUAUAUUUGGAAGAUUAAACAUGAAACCAGGGAAACCAACAACUUUCGGCAUUCUAAAUAAAUCAAUUAUUCUGGCAUUACCUGGAAAUCCCGUGAGCUCGUUUGUAACUUCUCAUCUUUUCUUAAUAAGAGCUGCUAAAUAUCUAUCUGGGCAAUUUGAUACUUAUUAGAAUCACUUGAUUAAAGUUUAGCUAAUUCCAAGAAAUGUUAAACUCGACAAGGAAAGACCUGAGUAUCACAGAGCUGUGGCUGUCUAGGAUUAAUUAUCUGGAAAAAUCUAUGCUUUUAGUACUGGAUCGUAAUUAUCUAGUAGAUUAAUAAGUGCCAGAAAUGCAAAUUGUUUAGUAAUUCUACCGAAAGCACCAUAAAGCAAUGAUAAUUAUCAAUGCUUCGGGGAUACAUAAGCAUUAGUUAUAGGAUAAAUAGUAACUAAAACUUCCAAUGAAAUUGCAGAAUUAGUCAAGCAGCAUGAUGGGUAAACAUUGAAAAAUUAAUGCUGUGGUGGGCAUCAUGGCCAUAACCACAAUCAUUAAGACUAGCAGAAUCAAGUAUCCUCUCUUAAUAGUCAAAAGGUAGAGAAUAUAACCUAGUAAUAGCAAAUUUAAACAAAUUAAUCAGCUGAUUUUAAAGUUGGAAUAAUCACAAUUAGUGAUAGAGCUUCUUCUGGAGAGUAUCCCACUGGAGAUUUAAGUGGUUAAGCUAUGAGGUAGUGUUGUGAAAGUUUUCCUCAUUAUUACAAUAUCAUAUAAUAGACUAUUGUCUCUGAUGAUAAAGAAAAGAUUAAAGGAGAAUUACUCAGAAUGAGCGAUGAACUUAAAUGUAACCUUGUUUUAACAUCAGGUGGAACUGGAUUUUUUGAAAGAGAUAUAACCCCUGAAGCAACCUUAGAAGUUAUUGAGAGAAGAGCAGAAUCACUAGCAAAUUAUAUCUUGAUAGAAUCAAUGAAAAUUGUUCCUACUGCUUGCCUCUCAAGAGCAGUAAUCGGUACUAGGGGAAAGACUAUGAUUAUCAAUCUACCAGGAAAACCUAAGGCUGUUAAAGAAAAUUUUGAGAUACUUAUGAGAAGUAAUGUGCUUAUUCAUGCUCUUGGACAACUUAAAGGGACAGACAAGCACUGA
Stylonychia lemnae is the source of this 1944-nucleotide messenger RNA. NCBI's taxonomy places the organism in Eukaryota, Ciliophora, Spirotrichea, Sporadotrichida, Oxytrichidae. The record is from the annotation of a GenBank genome assembly.